AAUUAAAGUUAUUAUAUCUUCUUCCUUCUUCGGUGGACUCCUCAAAUGGAGGUCACUCGCCGAUAGUUGGAUCACUCGCUCCGUUCAUCUUUCCGGCAAGAAGGGACGAAAAUCUGACGAUAUGUAGUGAUAGAAAAGGAGGAAAGAGGCAAAAGCUAGUUUCCGUUUCAAUAAAUGAGCUUCGAAGUUCGAAAUGAGCCUCAACAUCAAUGGUAUCUUCCGUUAGUAGCAUCACCUUGUUUCACCCUCCGGCUGUUUUUCGAGAUGUAUAUCACAAUGUAACUUUUUUCUGCUUCCUCAAAAAUUUGAUACCCACAGAACCUGUUCCUUGUGAAUUCUCAGGGACCUUUCGUAAAGCAAGAUUUAUGUUGAAUGUUAUAUUUUGCCCAUGGAUAUAGACCUUGAGCUGCCAUCCAGUGAUCAUGAAAGGUUAGACAUUAUUCAGAGUCAAAAUGAUGGCAUGAAUGUGGGUCAAGCAAAUGGUCAGGGAAAGUAUGAAAAUUCUCUUGGAAGGGAUGAGCACCAUGAGGAAAUGUCUGUGCCCAAUGCCAAAAGAAGUAGUGGUGAGGAUCGGAUGGACAUCAUUAAUGUUGAAACAGACAUUAGAAUGGGUCCGUUUGAACCAAAAAAUGGUUUGGAGUUUGAGUCGAAGGAAGAAGCGUAUUCUUUUUAUAGAGAAUAUGCUAGAUCUGUGGGAUUUGGCAUCACUAUAAAAGCAAGUAGGCGCUCGAAGAAAUCUGGAAAGUUUAUUGACAUUAAAAUUGCAUGCUCUAGAUUUGGAAGCAAGCGAGAGUCUACUACGACUGUCAACCCUAGACCAUGUAUGAAGACAGGUUGCAAUGCUAGCAUGCAUAUUAAGAAGAGGGAAGAUGGAAAAUGGUUUGUACACGGUUUUACAAGAGAGCAUAACCAUGAGAUUUGUCCUGAUGAUUUCCAUCAUGCUAUGAAGGGAAGGAAUAAAAAACCGGACAUUGCCAUUUCUGAGAAAAAGGGUCUGCUAUUGGCUUUAGAUGAGGGAGAUGUUCUAUUGAUGCUUGAACAUUUUAUGCAUAUGCAGGAAAAAAAUCCCAAUUUCUUCUAUGCCAUACAUUUCAACCAAGAAAAGCAACUGAGAAAUGUUUUGUGGGUGGAUGCAAAAGCGAGGAAUGAUUACCAGAAUUUCAGUGAUGUAAUUUUCUUUGAUACUUACUACUUAACUAAUGGAUACAAAGUUCCUUUUGUUCCUAUUGUUGGAGUUAAUCAUCAUUUUCAGUAUAUCUUGUUUGGAGGUGCACUGAUUGGUGAUAUGGCUACUUCAACUUUUAUUUGGUUAAUGAAGACAUGGCUCAAAGCAGUGGGUGGCCGAGCACCCAGAGUUGUCUUAACUGAUCAAGAAUUAUCUUUGAAAGAAUCAGUUUCCGAUGUAUUUCCCAAUGCAGUCCACCUUUUCUCUUUAUGGCAUAUAUUGAGAAGAGUUCCUGAAAAACUAGGAAGGACUAUAAAUCAGAAUGGCGGUUUUAUAGAAACCCUCAAUAAGUGCAUUUAUGGAUCUUGGACGGAUAAAGAAUUUGAAAAGAGAUGGUGGGAAAUGAUAGAUAAAUUCCAAAUAAGGGAGGACGAAUGGCUUCAGUUACUGUUUGAUGAUCGUAAGAAGUGGGUGCCAACGUAUGUGAAGAAUUACUUUUUGGCUGGAAUGUCUACACUUGAACGAUCUGGGAGUGUGAUCUCCUUUUAUGACAAGUAUAUAUGUAAAGAAACUUCAUUCAAGGAGUUCAAUGAACAUUCUGAGAUAUUUUUCAAGGACAUGCUUGAGCUGGAAGCUAAUGCUGAUUUUGAAACUCGGCACCAAGAACCUAUCUUAAAGUCGCUCUCUACUUUUGAGAAACAAAUGGCCACGAUCUACACAACCACUAUGUUUAAGAAAUUCCAGUUACAGAUAUUGGGAGCAGCUUCAUGUCAAGUGCAGAAACAGACAGAAGAUGGAGCUACUGUAAUGUACCAGAUUCAUGAUCUGGAAGAGCACCAGGUCUUCCUGGUAGCUUGGAAUAAAACAGAAAUGGAUAUAUGUUGUUUAUGCCGUUCUUUUGAGUACCAAGGCAUCCUUUGCAGACAUGCUAUCCUUGUUCUUCAGAUUUUGGGACUAACUAGCAUCCCACACAAAUAUAUUUUGAGACGUUGGACAAGAAGUGCAAAGAUCAGGAUUAGUGAAUCAUCAAACCGACUUCAUUACCGAGUACAGCGUUUCAACAGCCUCUGCAAACAUGCCAUUAAAUUGGGUGAACUAGGCUCUUUAUCUCAAGAAACCUAUGAUAUUGCUAGUGAAGCUUUCGAGGAAGUACUGAGACAAUGUGCUUUUGCAAACAAUUCUACCAAGAGCUUUGCAGAAACAAAUACCUUGGGUUCUGUUGGUUUUGUUGACGAGGAAGAAAAUCAUGGUGAAUAUAUGGCCAAGUCAUCAGGGAAAAGACACAUGAGUAAAAAAGGCAAGGCGAUCAAGCAGGCACGGUACAAAUCGUCCGAGAUGGAGGUGGAUUCGGGAGCCGCUGCACUUGAUUGUUUCCAUGGCUCCCUGCCAGGAUCAGGUCAGUCGAACACAAAUUCUCCUUUCUGUGUUGGACCUGAAGAUUAUUAUAGUCAUCAGGCUAUGCACAAUUUGCUCAUGUUGGUCCAUGUAGUGAAGGACAAACUAUACCUGCCGGUUCAUGUAGUGACGGACAAACUAUGCAGUCCCAAGGACAGCUUAUUUGAGGGAACUAAGUGCACGAGGGGGCGUUUUGAGGUCGAGGAUCAUUUGCAAGAUGUGGUAUGCCAUUGGUUAUGUGUGUUUCUUAAUGAUUACAUUUCGGAUUUCGGACUCUCCUUUUGCGAGGAUGUAGUUCUUGUUGUCAUAGGAACAGCCUGAUGAUUCCUCGACCCAAACUCAAUUAACAACCGGGCAUAUUCAAGAUAAGUGACUGUCUGGAUAGUUGAAACAAGAACAAACAAGGGCAACCUUGACACAUCAAACGAGUCUGCAUCGUAAAGUUUUCUGGGUAUGAUCUAAACGUCAGUUCAUGGUUUGUUCUCAUAUUCUUCCGUUUUGUUUGGUCCUAUGUUCUUAUUUCUAGAAAAUAUGAUCCAGGAACCAACAGAACUAAUAUUUAACGGCUUGUGCAGGCAAAGCAUUUUUUCUCGUCACAAAGCCACUCUUAAUGAAGUAAAUAUAUCGUAUGAAA
Molecule: messenger RNA, 3194 nt
Organism: Cucumis melo (muskmelon)
Lineage: Eukaryota; Viridiplantae; Streptophyta; Magnoliopsida; Cucurbitales; Cucurbitaceae
Product: protein FAR1-RELATED SEQUENCE 2
Exons: 7
Coding region: 389-2881 (830 amino acids)
Biological process (GO): regulation of DNA-templated transcription
Molecular function (GO): zinc ion binding
Source: RefSeq, a predicted model, not a curated record